AGGGUAAUUAUGGACCAAAAAGGUGGAUGGAGGGAUAUUUUUAACCCAAUAGGUGAAUGAGAGGUAUUUUUAAACCUUUUCGAAUAAUUCGGGGGUAUUUUUGACCCUUUUCCGUAUAAAACUAGUACCCAGUAUGGCAUGUACCUAACACACAAACUUAAGUUUGCAGCCAAACUUUACAGUACUAUAAUUUGGUAUCAAUACUAUUUCUAUACAAUCUUAUCUCAUUACUCCUAUCUCGAAUAUUUAAACCUUUUAUUUUCCCCAAUAUUUAAAUUUAAUGCCUUAUGAUUUUUCUUCCGCAUAAUAUAUAAAUGUGUCUUUUAUGUCUUCCAAUUUUGAAUAUGUACAAGUAGACACUUAAAUUUAUAUAUAAUUAAAUAAGUUCAUACAUUAGUGUUACAUGACAUAAUACACGUAAAAUACUACAUAAGACUCAAAUUAUCAUGUAGGAUAUCACAAAACAUGUGUCACAUCUAUUAGUUCAAUUUUAAACAAGUUUAAAUACCAGACAUAUUUAUAUAUUAGUAUGUCAUUUGGAUGGAUUUAAAAACUUGCACUCAAAAAGAGAUUGGGCAGAGCAAUUUCUAUAUAGUCACUCUUUGGAAAGAGCCAAAAAGAAGAAAAAGAAAGUGCAGGGAGCUUCUUUAAUUUUUUUUCUUGAUCUUCAUCUUCAUCUUCAUCUUCAUCUUCUUCUUAAUUCAUAGCAAAACAGUAUGUUAGAAGGCAAAGCACUGAUUGAAGACACAGACAUGCCAGUAAAGAUGCAGAUCCAAGCUAUGUCAUAUGCUUCUCAAGCUCUUGAUCUUUAUGAUGUUUUAGACUGCAAAUCUAUUGCUGCUCACAUCAAGAAGGAAUUUGACAAGAAGUAUGGAGGUGGAUGGCAAUGUGUGGUGGGAUCAAACUUUGGGUGUUUCUUUACUCAUACUAAAGGAACAUUUAUCUUUUUCACUUUAGAGACUCUAAACUUCCUAAUCUUCAAAGGAGCCUCUUCUCCUCAUGGGACAAUAGAACAACAUUCUCAAGUCCGAACAAUUGUUCAGGAACCUCUGAUGGUUCGAGCAGCGCUUGAGGAAGCGAAAGAAAUGUGCAAGGCAAAGUUGUUGCAUUUCAAAGGAAAAUCUGAAGAUGGAACAGGACAGGAAACAAAAAUUGUUACUAUUGAGACCAGUAAUAGCAGUGAUUCAGGGGAUGAAUCGAAAAGUGAAGAUCAGCCUGUUGAUUCUCAAAAGACUGGCUGUGUGCUUAGUCGCAGCGAGUCUAUUAAGUUGCGUUUGGCCAAUGAGACCCCUGUUGUCUCUAGCCCACGCCCGAAACAGUGCCCACCUUCAGAACAAUUACGCCUCAAUUUCAUACUAGUUAACAAAGGGAGUUUAGAUUUCUAUUUCCCCUCUCUUUGCAUUCAAAUGAUUGUGAUAUUUUUCUAUAUAGAUAUGGAGCUGAUGAAGGAAAAAUUUGCAAAGUUGUUGCUUGGCGAGGAUAUGUCUGGUGGAGGAAAGGGUGUGUCUUCUGCAUUGGCAUUGUCAAACGCGAUAACAAACCUAGCAGCUUCUGCUUUUGGGGAACAGAAGAGAUUAGAGCCAAUGCCAGCAGAUAGAAAAGCCAAAUGGAGAAGAGAAAUCGAUUGGUUGUUAUCUGUAACAGAUCAUGUUGUUGAAUUCGUUCCUUCUAAACAAAUAUCAAAAGACGGAACAUGCAUGGAGGUUAUGGUGACAAAGCAGAGAAAUGAUCUUCAAAUGAACGUUCCAGCAUUACGCAAGCUAGAUGCUAUGCUUCUCGACUGCUUAGAUAGCUUUAAAGACCAAAAUGAGUUCUCGUAUGUAUCAAAGGAUGACGAAUCACAGGAAGGGAGGAACGAUGACAAAUGGUGGAUACCGACUCCUAAGGUUCCGACUAAUGGCUUGUCUGAUGUUACAAGGAAAUGGCUGCAAUUUCAAAAGGAUUCAGUAAACCAAGUUCUGAAAGCAGCAAUGGCCAUAAAUGCUCAAAUCUUGUUAGAAAUGGAAAUCCCUGAAAGUUAUAUAGAUUCCCUACCUAAGAAUGGGAGAGCAAGUCUUGGAGAUACGAUCUAUAGGAGUAUCACUGACGAAUACUUUGAUCCUGACUACUUCCUCACAACUAUGGACUUGACUUCAGAACAUAAAAUUUUAGACCUCAAGAACAAACUUGAGGCUUCUGUUAUUAUUUGGAGACGAAAGAUGACGUCUAAAGAUGGGAAGUCAGCAUGGGGUUCUGCCGUUAGUGUAGAGAAGAGAGAAAUCUUUGAAGACAGAGCAGAGACUAUCUUGCUUAUUCUUAAGCAGCGAUUCCCUGGAAUUCCUCAGUCAUCUCUAGACAUUAGCAAAAUCCAAUACAAUGAGGACGUGGGGCAAGCUGUUUUAGAAAGCUAUUCAAGAAUAAUAGAGAGCAGGGCACACACAGUGAUGUCACGGAUUGAAGAUGUUCUCCAAGUAGAUGCUACGGCCCAAAAUCCUUCCUGUGCUGAAAUGAAGAAGUCUCCUUUAAGAGAUUCACUACGGGUAUCACCAUCAGGCAGCUUCCCAAAUGCUAGGGAAGAAGUAGAAAAGCUUAACGCUGCAGAGAAUCCAACGUCAAUGACAUUGUUGGAUUUCAUGGGUUGGACAGUGGAACAAGGAGAUAAUGACACAAAGAAAGAUGUGAAGGAGGACAUAGACGCUGAUGCAAAGAAACCACCUAGUGUAGUUACAAACAAGAAACUUUCUUACUUAGAUAACUUAGUUGGUGCUAGAAGUCCAACUGCACGCCACUAAAUGAUGUCACUGCAGAACAUUGAUCAACUCAUCAGAGGCAAGACAGAUAAAUUCAUCAAAGUGACAAUCAGCGUCAAAUGUACAUACUAAGAUGAAUCACACAUACCUAGGAUUUCACUAAGUCAUUCCUAUUGUAAAUAGGGAAUAUAUAGUUAGUAUAGGACUGCUGGUGUGACACUUUUUGAAAUGAUUUACUCUGCAGAAGACGUCACCUCGUUGACAUAACCAUGGAAAUUAUGGACUUUAUUAUAGUCCAUUCUUACCUUGGAUAGCCUCUUCUAAAAGAGUUUUGUAAUCGGCAACUUGAAGUUUACAUGUCGAUAUAGUAUAAUCAUUUCGAUUUAAGGCAAUUCCCUUGCAAUUUAUAAGUAAUUUUUCCUUUCGAUU
Solanum tuberosum (potato) is the source of this 3158-nucleotide messenger RNA. RefSeq names its product rop guanine nucleotide exchange factor 12. The coding region runs from base 717 to 2771 and encodes 684 amino acids. Gene Ontology annotation, biological process: microtubule-based process. The transcript has 10 exons. Lineage: Eukaryota; Viridiplantae; Streptophyta; Magnoliopsida; Solanales; Solanaceae. Gene Ontology annotation, cellular component: dynein complex. The record is from RefSeq and is a predicted model, not a curated record. Gene Ontology annotation, molecular function: guanyl-nucleotide exchange factor activity.